AUGGAUUUAGAGGCUGCGCUUGGAGCCUGUGACGCAGCAGAUGCAGCUAGUGAACUCUUCUACUUAAAAAUUGCUGAUCAAAGCACAGUGUCGCGAUCCACCCUUUCGUGGCGGCACCAACCUGUGUGCACGUUGCGUGAAGAAGGAUACUCCUCACAGCGAAAGAUCAGCCCAUAA
This is a messenger RNA of Didymella exigua CBS 183.55, 177 nucleotides long. RefSeq lists its product as uncharacterized. Bases 1 to 177 code for a protein of 58 amino acids. The transcript has a single exon. Lineage: Eukaryota; Fungi; Ascomycota; Dothideomycetes; Pleosporales; Didymellaceae. The record is from RefSeq and is a predicted model, not a curated record.